AUGCCCGCGGCGGGCCGUGCCCCCCGCCCGGGCUCAGGGCUCCGCGCAGCCGUCGCGGUACGACGGAGCCGCCGCCGCCGCCGCCACCUGCUGCUGCUCCGCGGCUCCGCCCCGGGCCCGGCUGCGGCGCUGCCCGCGGCCCGGCCCUGUCCGUGGUGCUGCCGCCGCCGGAGCCCGGCCCCAGCCGCCGCCGCCGCCCGCAUCCUGUUGCGCCGGGGCCACGGUCAGGAGCGGAGGAGCGGCGCUUCCCUGCUCGGAACAAUGGCUGCGCUGCCCAGGCUGGUUUGUGCGUCCUCGGUCGUGUUGGUGGUCUGGGCCGGUUUUUGUUCUGCAGUAUGUGUUGAAGUUCCAUCAGAGACAGAGGCUGUCCAAGGAUCACACAUGAAGCUACUCUGCAUCUCCUGCAUGAAGAGGGAAGAGGUCACAGCCAGCACGGUGGUGGAAUGGUUCUACAGGCCGGAGGGUGGAAAGGAUGAACCUAUCUACGAGUACAGGAAAACCAACCAUGAAUUUCCAAGCCGCUUCAGUGGCCGGUUACAGUGGAAUGGGAGUAAAGACAUGCAGGAUGUCUCCAUCACUGUGUUAAACGUGACCUUGAACGAUUCGGGUAUCUACACCUGUAACAUCACCCGGGAGUUUGAGUUCGAGAUUCACCGGCCUCUCUUCACAAGCUCCAGACUGAUCCACCUCACCGUGGUGGAGGAGGCUGGAGAAGACUUCACCUCGGUCAUAUCUGAAAUUAUGAUGUAUAUUCUGCUGGUCUUCCUCACCUUGUGGCUGCUGAUAGAAAUGGUCUAUUGCUACAGGAAAGUCUCCAAGGCGGAGGAAGCUGCCCAAGAAAAUGCGACAGACUAUCUUGCGAUUCCGUCAGAAAACAAGGAAAAUUGUGCCGUGCCUGUAGAGGAAUAGCAGAGAGGAGUCAGUGGAAUGAACGGCACCAAGGGGCUCUGAAGACAGAAGGACCGCAUCAUGCCAGCCAGGUUUGAGGGGGAGCUCUGCGCCGUCGGGAGGAGAUACGGGGAAGUGUAAAUUCUCUUCCAUUUGCCUUGGACUCUGUACAGCCUUGACUUUGGCCUCAUGACUCCAUUCUGAGCUGCCAGCCCAUUUGCUAAAGGACUCUUCUUUUGAAGCAUGCUGAGCAAAGGGCACAGGGGUGUGGGCAGCACGGCUCCUUCCCGAGAUUCUGUUCCAUCAUCAUGUUAAUGGCUUUGUAAAUGUUAAGUGUCAUUUCUUAGCUGCCGUCACCACCACCUUUAUUUGCUGACUACGCUAGUUCUCCAUUGCAGAGGUAAAGGGUAUGUAUGUCAUGUUACUCUGACCUCUGAGACUGGGAAUGAGGUCAUCUUAGGUGAUGUUCACCGUGUGUUACAGCCCAAGCAGUCUUAUCAGUGUUGAAACAAGAAGAAUUUAAAUGAUUAGUUAUUCCUUGGCAUGUUGCUCUGGACUUUGGGCUGCCCGCACACAGGCAGAGCAGGAUGAGGACUGUGAUGGUGUUAGAAUGAGUCCCCCUGUGCCCCAUUCGCACUUGCUCUUGAAGGAGGGAACUGAGACUAUAGAUCCUGAAGUACCCUUACUUCAGGAAGCAGUACGAUGUAAGUAUAAGAACCCCCUGUAUAACCCCCUUUUUAUUUAGCAAGCAUCAAAAGUCUUAGUUCCUUCCUUUUGCCUUGCAUAGCAGGUUUACGCCUCAAGUGCACAGUGGUAGGAAUAACCUGUGGAGCCACGUUCUGUGACAACAGGCAAGUAGGCAAAGCAAAGUCAGUAGGAUGCAUAGCCCUCCCAGGAAAGCUUUGUAAAAUGGUAGUGGUGUUAGUAACUGAUAGUCUCCUCAUACUAUAGUGCAGCACCACCUAGAGGAAUAGACACCAAACACUUAUUUUUUCCUAGUUAAUAGUAUUUCUUUCUUGUGAUAGUCACUGGUUUGAGUAGCUGGCAUUCUUUGUAAGUGAUCCACUGCUGCACGGGAAUCACACUGUAUAUUCAGUCUUUCCCAUGCAAACCUACCUUUUCAGUCGUAGUGGAUGUUUCUGGCCUCACAUGUAAUCGGUCAAGCUCAACAACUAGGAUUACAAAGAGGGAAUAAGGCAGAAACACUGGCCAGGGUGGAAUUGUACCUGAAGACCAAAUGGGGAAAGUUUAUUUUUGCACAUAGCAGAUGUUGUUACAUCCCUGCUGCAAUGGAGCCUCUACUGCUUGCAAGAGUUGACAAAUUCUGCUACACUGACCGCUUCUAAAUAGUUACCAAGUGCUUGUGAAUCAAGGCAUGCUUCCCACGUGUGGAAUUUCCCCUGCUUUGUUCUGCUGCUUUUUGUGUGUUGCUGAAAUCACAGAAAUUACUCCGUUUGUAAGUCAGGCCCGGGCCAGAUUUCUAACUGGCAGGCAUUCAAAAUUCCUUUUUUAGAGUGGGUGUUACCUUUAGUAAACUACCACAGCGCAGUCGCUGCCAUAGGAUCGCUCUCGCGUCCAGAGCUGAGUCUGGCAAUGUGAGCAUGUUUUCCAGACACUUGGAGUCUGGAAGCACACUUGCUCCUUCAAACCGAAUAGCGUAAAGGGGAAAAAGCAGCUCCUUGUUCAGCUGCAUGUCUUCAUUUUGGGCAUAAUCCUAACUCUAAACCCACAGCACCAGAGGAGGGGCUAGAUGGUAACUCCGGAGUAUCUAUCUGUCACUGACCACGGCAUUGACACCCGCAGUGAUAUUUAGGUAAGGCCAUGUAACUUCUCUCCCACUUUAGCUCUGCUCCUCAGCCCGCUGAAGCAUUGGUAACCCUCUGGUGUCAUAAUACUAACUCAAAAAAGGAGUAAACUAAGAACUUGGUGAGAGCUACCUCAGGUGGUAAAGAAGGGCAGUCCUCUAGUCCUACACCUUCCAGUAUCUUACACGCAUCUUCUUAAGAUGCUUUUUCUUGGACAUAUCUUUCACUUCUCCACUUCCUGCAGACAGAUAUUGUCCUGUGUUGUUCUAGGCAGGAGAAAAAGGUGUGUAAAUAUUGCUCAAGGUUCCCAUAGCAAAAAAGUAACAAAAGGGAUUUUUUCAGGGGUAGUGGUGCUGGAAGAGAUGGUCCUGGUUGGUGUCUGAAAAGACUCUCUCUGUACUCGGAAACAACAGAAGAGACUUUAGAAUAGGCAGGAUAAUAAAAAGAACAAAGCACUCACGA
Messenger RNA from Strigops habroptila (Kakapo), 3155 nucleotides. It is a transcript of the gene SCN3B, whose product is annotated as sodium voltage-gated channel beta subunit 3. Gene Ontology annotation, molecular function: sodium channel regulator activity. Gene Ontology annotation, cellular component: voltage-gated sodium channel complex. NCBI's taxonomy places the organism in Eukaryota, Metazoa, Chordata, Aves, Psittaciformes, Psittacidae. Gene Ontology annotation, biological process: ventricular cardiac muscle cell action potential; sodium ion transport; regulation of heart rate by cardiac conduction. The record is from RefSeq and is a predicted model, not a curated record.